Molecule: messenger RNA, 951 nt
Organism: Diachasma alloeum
Lineage: Eukaryota; Metazoa; Arthropoda; Insecta; Hymenoptera; Braconidae
Product: recombination-promoting nuclease pSLT051-like
Exons: 1
Coding region: 1-951 (316 amino acids)
Biological process (GO): DNA recombination
Molecular function (GO): double-stranded DNA endonuclease activity
Source: RefSeq, a predicted model, not a curated record
AUGACGAUGACAACAUCAUCACUCUCCCAACACGAUGCGCUCUUCAAAAAGUUCCUAGGUGAUAUCGCUGUAGCCCGGGACUUUCUGGAAGUACAUAUUCCGCCCCACCUGCGUGAGCGCUGCGACUUUAGUACUUUGGCAAUGGAAUCGGGCAGCUUCAUCGAAGACGACCUACGCACCCAGUGUUCGGAUAUGCUCUAUUCCGUGCAGAUGAAUGCGGGAAAAGGCUACAUUUACACAUUGAUCGAGCACCAGAGUAGGCCCGAGAAGUUGAUGGCGUGGCGUUUAAUGCGUUAUAGCAUGGCAGCCAUGCAGCGGCACCUGGAGCAAGGCAACGAGACCUUGCCCGUGGUCAUCCCGCUCCUGUUCUACCACGGUACCACGUCGCCCUACCCCUACAGCACCCAAUGGCUCGAUUGCUUUGCUGACCCUGAACUGGCAGAAUCAGUCUAUACACAGGCAUUCCCGCUGGUUGAUAUUACCGCUAUGCCGGAUGACGAAAUCCUGACGCAUCGGCGGGUAGCGCUGCUGGAACUGGUGCAGAAACAUAUUCGUACACGGGAUAUGCUGGAACUGGCCGGAGAUAUCGCCCGCUUGCUUAAUCUAUGGUCAAUACCAAAAGAGCAGUUCCGUAGCCUGAUGUACUAUAUUGUAGGUCGAGGUGAAACCUCAGACACCCGACAGUUUUUACAUACCAUCGCGGUACAGACACAGGAUUAUCAGGAGGAUGUCAUGACUAUUGCAGAACAGCUACGGCAGGAAGGUGAGCAAAGGGGCAUCCAGAAGGGUAUACAACUUGGUGAGCAGAAAGGACGCCAAGAAGGCGAGCAUAGCGCCUCGCUGAAAAUUGCAAGGCAACUUCUCGCCAACGGCGUUGAACGUACUCUUGUCAAAAUGUCGACCGGCCUUUCCGACGACGAGUUGGCUACCCUGUUCGACGACGGACGCUAA